AUGGCAGGAAGCUGCAGUGAGUGGUCUGUGAUUCUUUUGACGCUGCUGUUGACCUUGCCGAAAAGAAACUGGAAGAACAAUCAUGCGCUGUCGGGUUGUUAUUUCGCAACCACCACGAAAGCACAAACACAAGUUAGACGCGCCAACGCCAACGCCACUACCUUCGGCGCCGGGAUUACAGAAUCUUGUCAUGACAAACGAAACCCUUGUGCCCAAGGCCUUAGUUGCAUUCGAGCUCCAUCGUUUUGGGGGUUGCUGGUACCGAGGCGAGUUUGUUUCCCAUUGGAUUGCCUGCUGGAUGCAGUUAACAACUUCAAUGACGCUGUCAAUGUGACAGAUUACAUUCAUGCGACCCUUCAAGGAGCACAGGUUACCCCAGAAGAGUUCUUCAUGCAGGAUCAACAGUUGUCAGCAUCUCGUGUCGCAAAGGAAAUGAGAACGUCUCCUUCAGUUCGUCGAGUCAUGGAUCAAAUAAGACAACAUCCCAUCCCGCAACCACAAUGGAAUAAAUAUGAGGGCGACGUUGCCGCCUGCGACCCACAAAGUAAGCUAUCUACACCCCGAAGAAACUCUUUUGGCGUUCUGCAAGGCCCUACAACCGAGGGAGUUACUGGCUUGGUUGGGUUUGGAGCCGGUGCAGGAGCGGGGUUGGGUGGAGGUGUGGAGUUUUUCUUUGGAUUUCCCAACGCAAACCCGUAUUUCUUUAUUGAUUUGGGAGGCGGACUCUUGUUUGGAGUUGACGCAGGAGUCUCUGGAUUCAUCGGUAUGGCGUUCACGGGUACUCCUAGUGAUAUCCCCGGUGUAGGGUUUGAACUUGAGCUUCAAAUUCCAACACCUGUUGUAGGUCCAGGCAUUGCGGUUGGCGUUGACCUCAACCCAGUAUGGGAUUUGUCCGUGACGCUUAGUGUUGGCGCUGGCAUUGGAGUAGGAGGUUUUAGUGCUGGCUAUACGUGGGGCUUCCCGGAAACGAGCACGGCAGACACAAACCAUACCACAGACACAAACAAUACAAGAUAA
Molecule: messenger RNA, 1017 nt
Organism: Seminavis robusta
Lineage: Eukaryota; Bacillariophyta; Bacillariophyceae; Naviculales; Naviculaceae
Source: the annotation of a GenBank genome assembly